UUUCUCCCUGAUGUCCCUCCCCCUGGCAUCCCUCCCUACCUCCCCCCCACCCCAUUGUGCCAUUCCCAUUUCAGCCACCCUAGUCUUGCUUGAAUCCUUAGCUUCCCUGUCUUGGAAAUCACAGGUUGCUGUCAAUCCCUCUCGUCUGGCGCUGUCGAUUGAUGUGUAUUCUGCUGGGUACUGUGUGAACCUAAUUUAGAAGCCUCAGAGAUUUUGCUACUUCUCAGACCAUCCGCUGUCAAGCAGUAUUCAGCGAGCUUGUUCUUCGUUGAGGUUGCUUAGGCCGCCGCCAGGUGCUGGUUUCGCUUCUCAAGCUAACCUUCAGCUAAAGUCUGAACUUCACGGAUCUUCUCUCAUGUUCUGAGUUUAGGGUAAACCCGAGAUGAAGUGUGCACGUUAGUUUCUAGCCAUAUUCGCCAUUGUCGACUCAACCUCUUAGUUCACGCGAAGGACCUUCUUAAUCCAGUCAUUCCUCUUCACUAUCCAUCACGUUUCCUGUUAGCGCCAUAUAAGCUUUCAGUAUCUGGCAAUGGACGGGGUACUAUGGUUUGUAGGGGUAUUGAUAGCCCUAGUAUGCACACUCGUAGCCGUUUUUCUAUCAGUACGGCAUAUGAUUCAGCAUCUACAAAAUUAUACGGAGCCCACCUUUCAACGGUACAUCGUCCGAAUCAUCUUCAUGGUUCCGGUGUAUGCAACCAUGUCGUUCUUCGCUCUGGCUUUUAGCGAGUACGCGAUGUAUUUCAACACCAUCCGCGACGUGUACGAGGCGUGGGUGAUCUACAACUUCCUGUCGCUGUGUCUCGCUUGGGUGGGGGGUCCCGGUGUGGUCGUGACGUCUCUCGCCGGCCGCGUGCUCAAGCCGUCCAUCGUCCUUGGCACUUGCUGCCUGCCCGCCAUGCCUCUUGACGGGCGGUUCAUCCGUCGCUGCAAGCAGGGAUGUCUGCAGUUCGUGUUCCUCAAGCCCAUCUUAGCCGCGCUUUCCCUCAUCCUGUACUCGUACGGGCUGUACAACGACGGCAACUUCAGCGCGUUCGACUCGUACCUGUACAUCACGUGCGUGUACAUGCUCUCCUACUCCGUCGCCAUCUACGCGCUCAUCCUCUUCUACGUCGCCUGCAAGGACCUCCUGCACUCCUUCAACCCCAUCCCCAAGUUUCUCAUGAUCAAGGCCGUCGUCUUCCUCACCUACUGGCAGGGCGUUAUCAUUUUCCUCAUCGCCCAUUUCACGGCCAGCCCAGAGGGAGCAGCGGACCUGCAAAACGUCAUCAUCUGCUUCGAGAUGGCGCUAGGCGCGCUCGGGUUCAUGAUUGCUUUCCCAGUCAAGCCCUACAUGGUCGCGAACGUGGGCACUGCAGGGGCCGGGCCCAUGGAUUUCCAGGGGUUCGGGCUGGCAGGGCUGGGCCUGGCGAACAUGACAGAGGAGCAGAAGAGCGCGCUGAUUUCGGCGUUUAAGCAUUCUGUCAAUAUGGGGGAUGUGGUCAGCGACACGGUUCACCAGUUCGCGCCCACGUACCAUGACUAUGUGCUGUACAGUGAUGGGUCGCAGGACAAGCCCCAACACUACCGCACUCGAACAUUCGUUCCAGCAGGCAAGGAGAUGGAGAACGCGCGGCGCAUGGGGCAGACCUUCAGCUCGGGCCGCACGGGUCUUCUCACUGCAGAAGCCACGGCCUCGGAGCGCCGCUUUGCCAACCUCUUUGCCUCCAUCACCCCUGGCGCUGCUGCUGCUGGUGCUGCCGGUGCUGCUACAGCUGCAACUACAGGUGCUGCUGGCGGGUCUGCUACAGCAGUUGAUGGUUCUGUUGCUGGGUUGGGCAGUGGGGUAGCAGGUGUAGGCUCUGCAGGUGCUGCUGCAGCAGCAAGCGGGUCGGAAUCUACAGACACGCCAGCAGGAGCAGCUGCAGCGGCAGCGGCGGCUGCGGCAGCUGCAGCCGCUGCGGCGGCUGCUGCUGCUGCCGCCGCCGCCUCAAGAAUUAAGGGUGAGACGGUUGUAAGCAUUCGGCAUGACAUAGAUGACCCGAACGCUGCUAUCCUGGGAUCGCCCACUGAAGAGCCCUCGAGUUCGUACGAUCCUGCUCCACUCAAGAAGACAGACUCGUCGAUCUCCCGAAGCAGCAGCAAGGGAGGAGAGGAAGUUGGUGUGAGGGAUAGCGGAAGGAGCUUGUCAGGGAGAAGGGGGAGUGGGUCGGAGGGUGAGCCGCUGUCGCGGCGGACGUCAAGCAUUAAUGAGGAGGAGGAUUCGCGGUUGAGACGCAGCUCAGGGGCAGUGAGCAAGAAAGAGAAUGAGUUUGGGUUCCUGAUGAACGAGGAUGAUAUGAUUGAGGAGGGGGAUCCUCGGCUUGACCUUGAGGGGUUUGUAAGCGGGUGAUAUCGAGUGGAAGGUUUCAAGCUGUCAAAUUGUUAGGAAUUGCAUAUCAAUCGGGUAAAUAUGAUUAUUUUGUUCAUUGCAUAUUUGGUUAGAUGCACAUACGUUUCGUGUUUAGGUUUCUCGCUGUUCAUGGGAUUUUGUAACACUACGCCUUUGCGAUACUU
Closterium sp. NIES-67 is the source of this 2532-nucleotide messenger RNA. Lineage: Eukaryota; Viridiplantae; Streptophyta; Zygnematophyceae; Desmidiales; Closteriaceae. The record is from the annotation of a GenBank genome assembly.